CCGGCGCGCCCCGAGCCCCCUCGGCCCGCAGCGCUGCGGAGUCCUGAAAAACACCUUCUCCAGCGUAUGGCCAGAGUUACAGGGAGAGGCAGGUUGGACCCUGAGGCGUGAGAAAGAGCAGGGCCCCGGGGAGCCAUGGCCACUGCCAGCAGUGUCCAACUCCCACCCCCGCUGGAGCAGGACGAGAUCCUGAUUGUGAAGGUGGAGGAGGACUUCUGCUGGGAGGAGGAGCACUCCUCGGAGACGGAGGACCCCAGCCCCGAGACCUUCCGCCAGCUCUUCCGGCUCUUCUGCUACCAGGAGGUGGCUGGACCCCGGGAGGCCCUGAGCCGCCUCUGGGAGCUCUGCUGCCGCUGGCUGCGGCCCGAGCUGCGCACCAAGGAGCAGAUCCUGGAGCUGCUGGUGCUGGAGCAGUUCCUGACGGUGCUGCCGGGCGAGAUCCAGGCCCGGGUGCGGGAGCGGCAGCCCGAGAGCGGUGAGGAGGCCGUGGUCCUCGUGGAAGGGCUGCAGCGGGAGCCCAGGAAACGGAGACAGCGGGGCCUGGAGGUGCCCUCUGAUGCCACAGUGCCCCAGGAGGCAGGAGAACCACCCUUGACAUGCCAGGCUGAGGCUACACCAGAGGCGCUGUCCCAGGGAGAAGGGGCUUGGCACUCCACCCUGAGGCCCCCUGCCAAGCUGAACCACAGACCGAAAAGAGGUCCCCAGCACUGGCCAAAGAGGGGCCCAGGGGUCCCCAGGCAGCAGGAGACGGUGCCAGCCACGUCCUGCCUUUCAUCCCACCCCCAGGUGCCGGAGACCUUAAAGGGGGUGCCCGAGUAUCUGCCCCAGGAGGAGUGGGGAGGCCUGGACCCAGCUCGGCAGGACCGCAGCUGGGACGUGGUGCCGGAGCACAAAGGGCUUGGGGCGCGGUUUGAAGAUGGAGAGGACACCCAGGAGGACUCCCCCGGGACAGGGGAGUGCGGCCCAGCCGUCAGGGGCCGCGGCCAGGACCCCAUCAGGCCCCAGCGGCCGGGGGCCAGGGGGGGCCCGCAGGGGGCGGCCAAGCCCUACGCGUGCCCGGAGUGCGGCAAGGGCUUCGGCAAGAGCUCGCACCUGACCAAGCACCGGCGCACGCACACCGGGGAGCGGCCCUACCGGUGCCAGGCGUGCGGCAAGGGCUUCAGCGACCGCUCCAACUUCAGCACGCACCAGCGGGUGCACACGGGCGAGCGGCCCUACGCCUGCGCGCAGUGCGGGAAGCGCUUCAGCCAGAGCUCCAGCCUGGUCAUCCACCGGCGCACGCACACCGGCGAGCGGCCCUACGCCUGCGCGCAGUGCGGGAAGCGCUUCAGCAACAGCUCGCACUUCAGCGCGCACCGGCGCACGCACACGGGCGAGAAGCCCUACGCCUGCCCGGCCUGCGGCAGGGGCUUCCGCCGGGGCGCCGACCUGCACAAGCACCAGCGCAGCCACGGCCCCGAGGGGGUGCGGCCGCCGCCGCCGGGAAGUCCCCGGGCCCGGGCCCAGGCCUGCCCGCGCCGCUGCCCCGGCCCCUGCCGGGGUCUCCUGACCACGAUUCCUAGAGUUGCCAGAAACCGCCAAGCCGCAUCUUUCAGACUGGCCGCGCCCCCCGCGCGAGGACACGGAGCCCGCGGCUUCGGCUGGUCCUUCUGGAAGCCGCGCCCGCCCGCCCUGGCCGUUGCCCGGGCCGUGUCGCUGCCUCCGCCAGUGUCUUCCCAGGACACCGUGUGCUCUCUGUUGAGGCGGCUGCCUGCGCUAGGGGUAAUAUUUACCACCUGGGCCAGCAUCUGGAGCCCAGCACCGAGCCGGAUCCACCUGCCCAUGCAGCGGGAGCCCCAGGCUGGCUUCUCAGCCCAGGCUGGUGGCCACGCCCUCGGCCUGUGUCGGUAG
This is a messenger RNA of Talpa occidentalis (Iberian mole), 1890 nucleotides long. It is a transcript of the gene ZNF500, whose product is annotated as zinc finger protein 500. Gene Ontology annotation, biological process: regulation of transcription by RNA polymerase II. The record is from RefSeq and is a predicted model, not a curated record. Bases 136 to 1890 code for a protein of 584 amino acids. Gene Ontology annotation, molecular function: RNA polymerase II cis-regulatory region sequence-specific DNA binding; DNA-binding transcription factor activity, RNA polymerase II-specific. NCBI's taxonomy places the organism in Eukaryota, Metazoa, Chordata, Mammalia, Eulipotyphla, Talpidae. The transcript has 8 exons.